GGCUAGGUCACUGCAGAGAGACGUGGGAGUCCCGGGUUCGAGCCCCUGACGGUGCGGGGCCGACCUAAUGCGGCAAGGGCGCCCGCCUGAGCCUCCGUUGCGUUACAGUAUAGUAAGAGCGCCGUCUUCCGCAGAACUAGCUCAGAUCCAGGUGACUGUAACGGUCUGAACAACGGGAGAGAGUAAGGGCGGCCUUUUAUUAAAAUAACUGUCCAAUGCAGUCAUUCAGACAGUGAUAAAAACAUUAAUUCUGUAUCCUAUCUGUUCCUAUCUGUGGCCUUAUAGAAAAGGAAAAGCGACGCAUGGCGGUUUUAUACAAAUCGGGAAAACUCAUGAAGAAGCUGUGCGAGGUGGAAAGGACUGACGUGCGCCCCCCGGUGCUGUGCUUUGCUGUGUUGUAGGUGGUCCACUGGCAGAGCCCCCACAUGCACGCGUACUUCCCCGCUCUCACCUCCUGGCCCUCCCUUCUCGGCGACAUGCUGGCGGACGCCAUCAACUGCCUGGGCUUCACCUGGGCCUCCAGUCCAGCGUGCACCGAGCUGGAGAUGAACGUGCUGGACUGGCUCGCCAAAGCCCUCGGCCUGCCCGACCACUUCCUCCACCACCACCCAGACAGCAGGGGCGGGGGAGUCCUGCAGAGCACGGUCAGCGAGUCCACACUGAUCUCCCUGCUGGCGGCCAGGAAGGCUAAAAUCCUGGAGAUGAAGGAGAGCGAACCAGCGGCAGACGAGUCCGUUUUGAAUUCGCGGCUCAUUGCCUACGCGUCAGACCAAGCGCACUCGUCAGUGGAGAAGGCUGGCCUGAUCUCCCUGGUGAAGAUCCGCUUCUUGCCCGCGGACGAUCAGUUCUCUCUCCGAGGGGAGACCCUGCGAGCGGCCAUCGAAGAGGACAGGAAGAGAGGCCUCGUGCCGGUUCUGGUCUGUGCAACUUUGGGCACGACUGGAGUGUGCUCAUUCGACCGCUUGUCUGAGCUGGGACCAGUUUGUGCCAGCGAAGGCCUCUGGCUGCACAUAGACGCGGCUUACGCUGGGACGUCCUUCUUCUGUCCGGAGUUCAGGGACUUCCUCAAAGGCGUCGAGUUUGCCGACUCGUUCGUCUUCAACCCCUCCAAGUGGAUGAUGGUGCAUUUCGACUGCACUGCUUUUUGGGUGAAGGAUAAGUACAAGUUGCAGCAGGCCUUCAGUGUCAACCCAGUCUACCUCAGGCAUGAAAACUCUGGUGCUGCCACUGACUUUAUGCACUGGCAGAUCCCACUCAGCCGAAGAUUUCGCUCCCUUAAACUGUGGUUUGUGAUGCGCUCGUUCGGAGUAAAAAACCUUCAGGCGCACGUCCGUCACGGUGUGGAGAUGGCAAAGCUCUUCGAGUCUCUCGUUCGGAGUGAUCCUAAUUUUGAAAUUCCAGCGCAGAGACACCUUGGACUGGUGGUGUUUUGCUUGAAGUUUCAGAAAGAUAGUUCCUCCAAGGGAGGAAAUGCUCUGACCGAAGAGCUCUUGAAGUCGUUGACAAAAUCCGGCACCAUGUUCCUCAUUCCAGCAGCCAUCCGUAAGACCCUUGUGAUCCGCUUCACAGUGACUUCCCAGUUCACUACCAAAGAGGACAUCCUGAGAGACUGGGGCAUCAUCCAGCAGACCGCUGCCCAAAUACUCCUCAGGAGUUCAGAGAACCAUUCCUCUGGCACUGCAGAGCAGCUGUCUCACACCAGCAGUAGCGCCGGGGAAAAUGUCUUAGCUAAAAUGUUGUCCGUGCCUGAGCCCCAGAAACCUAGAGCAGCAAGGAGACAUCCUGUGAGCGAAUCAGAUGGGGAUAAACACUCUGGCUGUCUACAGACAGAGCCACUGGGAGACCCUUUCGAUGACACCUUCCCUGUGGAGGUUCAGAAAGUCAAUAAGUUCAAGCAGGCCUCCCAGGUCUACAGCCACCUUGCGGGACAAGGGCAGAAAAAAAAUACCCGUUCCCUGAGCUGUAACAGCGAACCGCUAAGCGUCCUGAAAGACCUCAACAUCCUCCAGCACCUCUCCCAAGAGGGGUCUGUCAGAAAUGGGCCGUGCGCGAAAGGGGGCCUCCUCUCCAGUCUCCCCAAAAAUGUUACCCUGCUGGAAAAAAGUGCCUUGAAAAAGCUAACCAAGUUUUACAGCGUGCCCAGCUUUCCCCAGUGUGGCAUUCAGUGUGGCAUACAGCAGCCCUGCUGCUCCUUGAAAAGCUUGCAGAUAUUCCACAAGCCAUGGUUCUCAUGCAACAGAGUGAAUUCCGCCUUAACCUGCCUCAAACACCAGAGUUGACUAACCCCUCGUGGGGAAACCUGUAGGCCAGAGGUGAUUUAUCAUGAGUACACCGAAGAGGAAUUUUAGACUCUUUGGAAAAGGUAAAACACAUUGAUGGAAACAGAAUUAUCAGUUUUAAUGAAAGAAAACACUUAUUUUACUUCUUAACAGAACCGUUUAGGCAAAGGUUUAUAUGCUGCACUCUUUGCUGGACAGUUAAAGCUACGUACAGAUCAUGCCUUUCUCUUUCACUUUGGAGGUGUCUGGAGGUCAAUUACUUUUUAAUUUCAGAUGGAGAUUUUGCUUUAAACACAGGCUUACUGAUGAUAUUUUUUUUAGCAAAAGCAAAUUUAGACUUUCGUGCCGGUAAAUGUCCACUGUAUUCCGAUACAUACCUGUAUGUAAACCAGCAGCAGUGAAAAAGUGCUCUCAGGUCUAGUUAAUAACAGCCUUCAUCUUGCACUGUGUGAUCACAUGAGGAGUGUGGACCUGUCGUGAGAUGAAUCUGUAUCCUUGCACAGAUGUACUAAAAUUGCACAUUUGUGGUAGAUUAUGGACGGACUGAUGUAUUGAAGUGAACCCACAAUAAGGACAUUUUUGUUUCUCUCCUGUGCCUAACUUUUCUGCUACAAUUGAUUAUAUUAUUAUUUUAAAUUCUGUAUGUGUAGAAUUAGCUACUACAACUACUUUCGACAAGCAAUUGCAAUCAUGCUCUAAUUUCACCAGUUAUUUUUGCAAAAGACAAGUUUACCUUUGUUUAUAGAUUGACAAUAAAUCCUUAUCUUUUGAAUAAUUCA
Messenger RNA from Lepisosteus oculatus (spotted gar), 3058 nucleotides. Lineage: Eukaryota; Metazoa; Chordata; Actinopteri; Semionotiformes; Lepisosteidae. The record is from RefSeq and is a predicted model, not a curated record.